This is a messenger RNA of Thamnophis sirtalis, 4586 nucleotides long. The record is from RefSeq and is a predicted model, not a curated record. NCBI's taxonomy places the organism in Eukaryota, Metazoa, Chordata, Lepidosauria, Squamata, Natricidae.
AAUUUCAACCAUCCUGAACCAUUUUUUGUUUUUCUUUUCUUUCAGGGAAAAAUGCUGAUCAUCCAGUUGUGAGGACCGGUGACAACUGAGCGCUGGUGGCGUGCCAAGAGUGGGGACAGUUGUCUUUGCCGUGCUAACCGUCCUUAAUCUGAACUGCCAGUAGUGCCCCUUGCCGUUUGGGGGUUGCACGGGAGAACCCCGAUAAGCCUAGGAAGCAGCCCGGCGCAAAACAGGAUGUUUGGACGAUGAUGAUGGCAAGGAAGCAAGAUGUCCGCAUUCCCACCUACAACAUCAGUGUGGUGGGCUUGUCCGGGACGGAGAAGGAGAAAGGCCAGUGCGGCAUCGGGAAGUCCUGCCUCUGUAAUCGGUUUGUGCGGCCGAGGGCAGACGACUUCCACUUGGACCACACCUCCGUUCUCAGCACCAGUGACUUUGGGGGACGGGUGGUUAACAAUGACCACUUCCUCUACUGGGGAGAAGUGGUGCGCUCCCUGGAGGACUGUGUGGAAUGUAAAAUGCACGUUGUGGAGCAGACCGAGUUCAUCGACGACCAGACUUUCCAGCCGCACCGCAGCACCGCCUUGCAGCCGUAUAUCAAGAGGGCCGCGGCCACCAAGCUGGCCUCCGCCGAAAAGCUCAUGUACUUUUGCACCGACCAGCUCGGCCUGGAGCAAGACUUCGAGCAGAAGCAGAUGCCCGACGGGAAGCUGCUGGUGGACGGCUUCCUCCUCUGCAUCGACGUCAGCCGUGGCAUGAACAGGAACUUUGAUGAGCAGCUCAAGUUUGUCUCCAACCUCUAUAACCAGCUUGCCAAGACGAAGAAGCCCACCGUGGUGGUCCUGACCAAGUGCGACGAAGGCGUGGAGCGCUACAUCCGGGACGCCCACACGUUCGUCUUCAGCAAAAAGAACCUCCAGGUGGUGGAGACCUCGGCCAGGUCCAACGUGAACGUCGACUUGGCCUUCAGCACUUUGGUGCAGCUGAUCGACAAAAGCCGGGGGAAGACUAAAAUCAUCCCCUACUUCGAGGCUUUGAAACAACAGAGCCAGCAGAUAGCUGCCGCCAAGGACAAGUACGAGUGGCUGGUGAGCCGGAUUGUUAAAAACCACAAUGAAACCUGGGUCAACGUCUCGCGAAAGAUGCAAUCCUCUCCGGAAUAUCAGGAUUAUGUCUACUUGGAAGGGACUCAGAAAGCAAAGAAGCUUUUCUCACAGCACAUCUUUCGCCUGAGGCAAGAGCAUAUCGAGCGCAGGAAAAAGAUGUAUCUGGCCAUGUUGCCUCUUGCCUUCGACGCCCUGAUCCCAAACCUGGAUGAAAUCAACCAUCUGAGUUGCAUCAAAGUGGAGAAGCUGCUGGAGACCAAGCCGGACUUCUUAAAGUGGUUCGUCGUGCUUGAGGAGACGCCCUGGGACGCCACCAGCCACAUUGACAACAUGGAGAACGACCGCAUCCCCUUCGAUGUUAUGGACACCUUGGCGGCCCAGCAGCUCUACGAGACCCACCUGGAGAAGCUGAGGAACGAGAGGAAGAGGGCAGAAAUGAGAAGGGCCUUCAAGGAGAAUCUGGAGACGUCUCUUUUCAUCACCCCGGGAAAGCCUUGGGAGGAAGCUCGCAGUUUCAUCAUGAACGAGGAUUUUUACAUGUGGCUAGAAGAAUCGGUGUACCUGGACAUUUACGGUCGGCAUCAGAAGCAGAUCAUCGAGAAGGCCAAGGAGGACUUCCAGGAGCUGCUCCUGGAGUAUUCGGAACUCUUUUACGAGUUGGAGCUCGAUGCCAAACCCAGCAAAGAAAAAAUGGGGGUCAUCCAGGACGUCUUGGGGGAAGAGCAGAGGUUUAAAGCGUUGCAAAAGCUGCAGGCCGAACGAGACGCCCUGAUCUUGAAACACAUCCACUUUGUCUACCAUCCCACCAAGGACACCUGUCCCAGCUGCCCGGCUUGCGUAGAUGCUAAGAUAGAGCACUUAAUAAGUUCCAGGUUUAUCAGGCCCUCGGAUCGCAAUCAGAAGAACUUGCUUUCCGAUUCCAACAUUGACCGCAUCAACUUAGUCAUCCUCGGGAAAGACGGACUCGCCCGUGAGCUAGCCAACGAGAUCCGAGCUCUUUGCACGAACGACGACAAGUACGUGAUAGACGGGAAAAUGUAUGAGCUCUCCUUGAGACCCAUUGAAGGGAACGUCCGGCUCCCCGUUAACUCUUUCCAGACGCCCACCUUUCAGCCCCACGGCUGCCUCUGCCUUUAUAACUCUAAGGAGUCCCUGUCUUACGUGGUGGAGAGCAUCGAGAAGAGUCGAGAGUCCACCCUCAGCCGAAGGGACAACCACCUUGCUCACCUUCCUCUCACCCUGAUUCUGGUGAACAAGAGAGGGGACACCAGUGGAGAAACCCUGCACAGCUUAAUACAGCAAGGCCAGCAGAUUGCGAGUAAAUUGCAGUGCGUGUUCCUCGACCCGGCUUCUACCGGCAUAGGAUACGGGCGCAACAUUAACGAAAAGCAGAUCAGCCAAGUCCUGAAAGGCUUGCUGGAUUCGAAGCGCAACUUAAACCUGAUGAGCUCAACCGCAAGCCUUAAAGAUCUGGCCGACAUCGACCUUCGGAUCGUCAUGUGCUUGUUGUGCGGAGACCCUUUCAACGCCGACGACAUCCUUCUCCCCGUUCUUCAGUCCCAAACCUGCCGGCCCUCCCCUUCUGGAAGUAGCAAUGCGGUGUUACUCGAGUACCCCAUUGGACCCCACAAGAGACGCAUCGAGCUCUCCUUGCUCUCUUUCCACUCCGCCUUCAGCAUCCGCAAAAGCUGGCUGGUCCACGGCUACAUUUUGUUUUACUCUGCCAGGCGCAAGGCAUCUCUGGCUAUGUUGCGUGCCUUUCUUUGCGAAGUGCAGGACAUCAUCCCCGUUCAGAUUGUGGCGCUCACGGAGGGCUCCCUCGACGUCCUGGACAACGACCUGAGCCGGGAGCAGCUGACCGAGGGGGAGGAGAUCGCCCAGGACAUCGAAGGGAAAUUCACGAGCAUCCCCUGCAGCCAGCCUCAGCACAAGCUGGAAGUCUUCCACCUGUUCUUCAAGGAUGUGGUGGAGAGGAAGAACAUCAUUGAGGCGACCCACAUGUACGACAAUGCGGCGGAGGCCUGCAGCACCACGGAGGAAGUCUUCAACUCUCCCCGGGCGGGCUCCCCUCUCUGCAAUUCCAACCUGCAGGAUUCCGAAGAGGACGUCGAGCCCCCCAGCUACAGCCCGUUCCGAGACGACGGCUCCAUGCCCGCCUUGUCCAAGGACCUGUCCAAGCUGUCCAUGGAGCUGGAGAGCAACGAUGGGAUUUCGGUCUUCUCCGUGAUGAGCACUUUCGAAAGCAAGCUGAACAGCAAGGUUCCUCCGCCGGUGAAACCAAAGCCCGCCGUCCACUUUGAUAUUACCAAGGGGGAUCUCUCUUACUUGGAGCAAGGGCACCGAGAGGGGCAACGGAAACCCGUCUCCUCCAGCAGCUGGCCGCCUACCGAUGGCUUCGACCCUUCGGAUUAUGCCGAGCCGAUGGACGCCGUGGUCAAACCCAGGAGCGAGGAGGAGAACAUCUACUCCGUGCCUCACGACAGCACCCAGGGCAAAAUCAUCACCAUUCGGAACAUCAACAAAACCCAGUCCAACGGGAGCGGCAACGGGUCGGACAGCGAGAUGGACACCGGGUCGUUGGAGCGGGGGCGCAAGGUCUCGCUGACCAGCAAGCCGGUGCUGUAUCGGACCCGGUGCACGAGACUCGGGCGCUUUGCCAGUUUCAGGACCAGUUUCAGCAUAGGCAGCGAUGAUGAGCUGGGGCCCAUCAGGAAGAAAGAGGAAGACCAGACGUCCCAGGGCUACAAAGGAGAUAAUGCUGUCAUUCCCUACGAGACAACGGACGAAGACCCCAGGAAAAGAAAUAUCUUACGUAGCUUGAGAAGGACCACCAAGAAACCAAAGCCGAAGCCUCGACCAUCUAUCACAAAGACUACAUGGGAGAGCAACUAUUUUGGGGUGCCUUUGACCACUGUAGUGACCCCAGAGAAGCCCAUCCCCAUUUUUAUUGAGAGAUGCAUUGAAUACAUUGAAGCAACAGGUAAGCAGGAAGGCCAUGUUUUAAUGGUUAAAGUUGAGAUCAAUGACCGAGAGCAGAGGCUGCAGGCGCUGAAAGAGGUGCUGAGGAAGUUCCCCAGGGAGAAUUACGAGGUCUUCAAAUACGUCAUCUCUCAUCUGAACAAGGUGAGCCACAACAACCGCAGCAACCUGAUGACCAGCGAGAACCUCUCCAUCUGCUUCUGGCCCACCCUGAUGCGCCCCGACUUCAGCACCAUGGACGCCCUGACCGCCACCCGCAUCUACCAGACAAUCAUCGAACUCUUCAUCCAGCAGUGCUCUUUCUUCUUCUGCAGCCGGCCCAUCGUCGAGCCCGCCGGCGCCACCCCCAACUCCCCCUCGGCCCUGCCCAUCAGCGCCCCUUUCCUCUCCUCCACGCCCAUCAUCGCCCAGCCCUCCCCGCCCCAGACGCCGCCCCCCUCGCCCCAGUCCCCCCUCCAGUCCCUGCUCCCGCCGCAGCUCCAGGCCGAGCAGCACACACUGUGA